GCAGGUCAGAUUCUUGGCACUAACCAAGCCAUUCCUGGAGUUAUGCCAAACUUGUUUAAUUUAGGCACCGGACAGCAAUUUGGUGCUAUUCCUGUUAUGCCUGUUCCAGCAAUGACUCAACAGGCUACCCGGCAUGCUCGGCAAGUUUAUGUUGGAGGGCUACCCCCUACAGAAAAUGAACAGUCUGUUGCGAUCUUCUUCAACCAGGUUAUGGCCAUGAUUGGAGGAAACACAGCUGGUCCAGGGGAUGCAGUGGUUAAUGUAUAUAUUAACCAUGAAAAGAAGUUUGCUUUUGUGGAGAUGAGGUCUGUUGCAGAGGCCAGUAAUGCAAUGGCAUUAGAUGGGAUUAUAUUUGAGGGGGCUCCUGUGAAAGUGAGAAGACCUACUGACUCCCAUCACUUGCUGCAACUCUUGGUCCUAGCCAGCCCAGCCCCACUCUUAACCUAGCUGCUGUUGGUCUUACUCCUGGUUCUGCUCUAGGUCUUGAAAGUCCAGACAGAAUAUUUGUGGGUGGGCUCCCUUAUUACUUCACAGAAGUACAGAGCAGGGAGUUGUUGGAGUCUUUUGGGCCUCUUUGUGGUUUUGAUCUAGUACAAGAUAGAGAAACUGGAAACUCCAAAGGCUAUGCAUUUUGUGUUUACCAAGAUCCUUCUGUUACAGACAUAGCUUGUGCUGCUUUGAAUGGAAUUAAAUGGGUGAUAAAACUCUCACUGUAAAGCGUGCAAACCAGGGUGCAAAUCAACCUAAACCUGAGCAAGAGAAUUUAUUGUUCCAGGCACAGCAGAUUGCCAUGCAGAGGCUUCUGCAACCUCAAAGUGCUGCUACCAAGCUUGUAUGUUUGACUCAAGCUCUUAGUGAAGAUGAUCUCAAAGAUGAUGAGCAGUAUGAAGACAUUGUGGAGGAUAUGAGACAAGAGGUUAGAAGACAUGGUAUAUUGGUGAAUGUCAUCAUCCCACGUCCAAACCCAAAUGGAGAACCAUCACCAGGUGUUGGAAAGGUGUUUUUGGAGUACUCAGAUGUAGAUGGUGCCAAAAAAGCCCUCGCAGCAAUGAAUGGAAGGAAGUUUGGCGGGAAUCAAGUUGUGGCAGUCUUCCAUCCAGAGAAAAAAGUUUGCUCAGGGGGAGUAUGAAGGCUAGUUAGUGUCAUUUGAAUUUCACAUGAAAUGGUGGAGCUAUCAGUUUUAUACUGGCUUUCUACUUUGAUUUUCAAGUCUGAGGAAGAGAAAUGCGAGUUGGGUCUCGUCUUCGUGUCAAUUCUUGUAAAGGAAAAAAAAGGGUUUUUGUAAUAAUUUUGCUCUUUAUUUUUAGGUUACUCAUGCGGCAGGGAUUGCAAUGAUAGCUCUAAACAGAUUAGUAGACGUCAGAGUUCAGAGAUUACUAAGUCAUUAAUUUCAGUAUUCUUAGUGACUAUUAUUAACUGGCCAAAACCAUCUAUAAAACCAUUCACUUGCU
Messenger RNA from Rubroshorea leprosula, 1451 nucleotides. Lineage: Eukaryota; Viridiplantae; Streptophyta; Magnoliopsida; Malvales; Dipterocarpaceae. The record is from the annotation of a GenBank genome assembly.